AUGGAAUAUAAAGGUGCACCUUCCGAAGGUCAAAGGCAGGCCAUGUUAGAAAAACAACGAGCAAAGAUGUUAAGUGAAUUCGAAAAGCAACGAGAGAAGAUUACUAAAGAUAACCAAGUUAACAUAACGAACAGUAAAUUUGUCACACAAUACGAAGAUGUUGAAGAUUCGUUAAAAAAAGAAACGAUUGGUCUGGUCAAACUUGAAGAUUUCCAGAAAAUCAGGAAAGAAAUACAAGUUCAAAAGGAACGUGAAGCUGCAAGGACUGCAGAAUUAAAGUAUGAAAAAUUUAAGAAAAAGCAAAUUGAGAGUAUAGAGGAUAAUGAUGUAUCUCCUCAACCAUUAAGCAAGAAACCUAAACUUGGUAAAAAUCCUAAUGUUGAUACUUCAUUCUUGCCUGAUAGGGAUAGAGAGGAAGAGGAAAGGAAGGAACGAGAACAAUUGAGAUUAGAAUGGCUUCAAAAACAGGAGGAAAUCAAAAAUGAGAAAAUUAGUGUCACUUAUUCUUAUUGGGAUGGUACCGGUCAUCGUAAGACCGUAUCUUGUAAAAAGGGUGAUUCAAUUGCAACAUUUCUGGAAAAAUGUAGACAACAAUUUCAUGAAUUACGCGGUGUCAGCGUAGAUAAUCUAAUUUAUGUUAAGGAAGAUUUAAUCAUUCCUCAUGCAAGAGGAAAAUCAGGACCCUUGUUUAGUUUUGAUGUACACGAUGAUGUUCGAUUAACACAUGAUGCUACUUCUCACGCGGGUAAGGUGGUUGAAAGGAAUUGGUACGAAAAGAACAAACAUAUCUUUCCUGCUAGUCGUUGGGAAGUGUAUGAUCCCGAGAAGAAUUACGGGAAAUAUACAAUCAAGGAUACAAACAAGAAAUUGGGAUCAUAA
This is a messenger RNA of Funneliformis geosporum, 879 nucleotides long. The record is from the annotation of a GenBank genome assembly. Lineage: Eukaryota; Fungi; Glomeromycota; Glomeromycetes; Glomerales; Glomeraceae.